UAGUUGAAAACAACUUUAAGUUUUAAAGGCCAGUGAAAACCAGUUUAGUAUUGCUACAGGCUGAAUAAAUUUUCCAAAAGAAGAAAUAGCUAUGUAGUGAAACACGUUUGGAGAGCCGUAAACCGACAACGGUGCAACAGCUGGCUGAGCUGACAACACACCAGUGCUUUUCUCAGGUGGAUAUGGCCAAUACACAUUGUGAAUAGACGGUGUUCUUCUUAGAUGGCUUUUGUCACUUGCUUUGGCUUAAAGGUUAUAAUAUUAUGGAAUAUCUUUUAUUUUACCAGCGCAAGUAGGUAAUGUGAAGACGUCUUGGGAAACAUGAAUGCAAAUUUUAAUUAACAUUUGAUCACAGUUGCUGACCCUUUUAGGAUGUCCCAAUUCCGCCGCUGCAUAGUUGCAGUAUUGAUCAUCAUUCUUUUAACGCGAGUAUACUACAGAACGACAUUAUUUCGAAAAGGCGGUACUUUUUCAACUGUUAAUUUGCUCAGUACUUUGCCUGACCCACAACCAGUAAAGAAGAUACUUUUCUGGUAUGAGCAGUACAAACCACCCAAACGACGAAAUAGCUUUGAAAUUGCACAGGGACCAACCGACAUUGCAGAAGAUGCCUAUCGUCUUAUUCAUUGCCAGUUACAGUGUGAUGUAUUUAACCGUGGCCGUAUCGUUAACUGGGAACUAUUGGAAGAAUAUGAUGCCAUCAUCUUCCACCAACAUGGUUGGACACCUUAUGAUGUACCUGUCAAGAGGUGGCCUCAUCAGCACUACGUUUUCUUAAGCAUGGAGUCCCCUGCAUGGAGAUUCGUAGAUACUGAAUCGAUGAAAAAUUUUUUCAACCGGACAAUGACAUAUCGCAGAGAUUCUGAUAUUUACAAUCCGUAUGGUUGGUUCAGUGAUCUUACAGAAAGUGUCACGCUUGACUCGUCACGAAUAGAUCCUGUGACCCUUAGGCAACUGAAGCGUGAUGCUCUCUUUGAUAGCACCAACUAUGGGGCUGGAAAAACGAAAAAGGUUGCUUGGUUCGUCUCCAAUUGCAAAUCUCUUAGUGCUCGGAACGAAUACGCCGAUCGACUGAAAACAUUCAUCGACGUCGACAUCUACGGGCAAUGCGGAACAAUGCGAUGCUCUCGUUCAAAUCCUGAGUUGUGUCACGAAAUGUUGGAGCGUGAUUAUAAAUUCUAUCUGUCAUUUGAAAACACUUUAUGUGAAGAUUACGUCACGGAAAAAUAUUUUGAUCAAAUGCGAUAUCACAUUGUUCCAAUCGUUUUUGACCUCCACGGUCAUCAUAAACGAAUAGCUCCACCACAUUCUUACAUCAAUGCUGCUGAUUAUCAAUCAGUACGAGAAUUGGCUGAUUAUUUGCUCUUGUUGGAUAGAAACGAUAAACUUUACAACGAAUAUUUUUGGUGGAAAAAUCAUUAUGUAGUUGGUGGGGGUCCCGGGGAUACCACAGGAGGCAUGUGUCGUUUAUGUGACUAUUUACACAAGUCAACUUUACCAUUGAAAGUUUACCAAAAUAUGACCCAAUGGUGGGAUGUGCAAUCCAAAUGCCGUACAGUGGGCUUUAUGAACAAUACCUUGAUGACGAAAAACAAUUCUGAUUUUUAUUGGGAAUCCUUUCUUGCAUAAUCACAUAUCGUUCGUUUUUGGUA
Daphnia carinata is the source of this 1652-nucleotide messenger RNA. Its product is annotated as alpha-(1,3)-fucosyltransferase C-like. The coding region runs from base 373 to 1629 and encodes 418 amino acids. Gene Ontology annotation, molecular function: alpha-(1->3)-fucosyltransferase activity. Gene Ontology annotation, cellular component: membrane. Lineage: Eukaryota; Metazoa; Arthropoda; Branchiopoda; Diplostraca; Daphniidae. The transcript is spliced from 3 exons. The record is from RefSeq and is a predicted model, not a curated record.